This is a messenger RNA of Malaya genurostris, 796 nucleotides long. RefSeq names its product ejaculatory bulb-specific protein 3-like. The coding region runs from base 198 to 575 and encodes 125 amino acids. The transcript is spliced from 2 exons. The record is from RefSeq and is a predicted model, not a curated record. NCBI's taxonomy places the organism in Eukaryota, Metazoa, Arthropoda, Insecta, Diptera, Culicidae.
UGUUCUGUGAUCUACUACAGCUUGCCAGUAUUGUUCGCUCGACUGUAGAAUGUUGGAUUAAAUUAUCUUAAUAGUUGCUAAUCGAUCGAGUGAAUAAUCACCAGCCUUCAAAUAGGCACUGCUAUUUUGAUAUGAGCGUAAAAGUGAAAACCAGUAGCAUUGAGUGAUCAUUGUUUGAAUUUGCUUAAACCAAAAAAAUGAAGUUAUUCAUCGUGAUCUCCUUCGCCCUGAUCGUGUCGGUGGCCGCUCAGAAAUACACCUCGAAGUACGACGGUAUCGACAUCGACGAGAUUCUCAAAUCCAACCGACUGUUCAACAACUACUACAAAUGUCUGCUGGACCAGGGCCGCUGCACCCCGGAUGCUAACGAGUUGAAGCGAAUCCUGCCGGAGGCACUGCAGACCAACUGCGCCAAAUGUACCGACAAGCAACGCCAAGGUGCCGUCCACGUUAUCAACUAUCUGAUCGAAAACCGAUCGUCCCAGUGGAAGGUGCUGCAACAGCGUUACGAUCCGGGCAAUGUGUACAUCAACAAGUACCGUGAUGAGGCCCGUGCCUCAGGAAUCAAGAUCUAGGAUCAGCAGACGAAAAUUUUUCCUCUACUUUUCUGAGCAUCUGAAAUUGAUUCACAGGGAAUCGACUGUUCCCAGAAUCAAGAGACCAAAGCUUCGUUGUAUUAUUUCUUACUCCUCUAUCAACUGUAAAGGACGACGCUCGUAGAAAUGGUGAAAACGUUAUCGAAGGCGCCAAUGAAAUAAAAACGCUUAACUUUUUUACAAUAAAUAUGGAACUGAUA